Messenger RNA from Oxyura jamaicensis (ruddy duck), 960 nucleotides. RefSeq names its product protein FAM47B-like. Lineage: Eukaryota; Metazoa; Chordata; Aves; Anseriformes; Anatidae. The record is from RefSeq and is a predicted model, not a curated record. The transcript has 2 exons. The coding region runs from base 85 to 597 and encodes 170 amino acids.
CAUGGGGAUGGGGAAGAGGAGCAUGUGAGACACGUGUCCCAAAGACAGGGCAGGGAAGCCAGAAAGAGCCUGGGGAGGAGUUACAUGACCGAGAGCCUCUCCCUGCCCCGCAGGCGCCGCUGGACACAGUCUCCUAGUGACCCGGAGCCCCCGUGCUCUGACCUUCCGUGCCUGGCAGGCAGGGCCUCACGGUGUGAAGCUGCUGGGAUGAGUGCAGCCCCAUGGUACAAAGAAAAGCUGUUGUCAAGGUUCUUGCCUACACACACCAAGCAGAGGUUCUCUGACUCGCUUAACAGCCAGCGCUGGAGGUUCUUAAAAAGUGGUCUGGAUGAUUUCAGAAGUGGCUUCCCUCCUCCAUGUGAUAACAUCAUCAUCCAGGGCACAAAGGGGCUUUCUCCCGUCCUGCUGCAGAGUGGAUCCCACCUGGCUCGACAAAAGGCACAGAAAACACCAGCUAAACCCAAGUGCAAGCUCAGGUCAGAGCUGGAAGCUGGGAAGGAGUUCACAAAGGAGACUGACCGUCACCCAAGCCACGACCCUCAAUUACUUCAGGCUCAUUUGGAAGACGGCACCCUUCCAGAAGUAAAGACAACAUAGUUGCUGCUGUUCUUCCUUGAAGUAAACAUCUGUGCAGUACCUGAAAUGCAAAAAUAGUCCAGGAUUGUGUUCCCUCUUGCCUUAUAACCCCCCCCCCCCCCCUUCCCCUCAUUAUUAAUUACAAACAGGAUGCCAACAAACUCCACAUCUCCACAUGAAAAUGUCUCUCUCUUCUUACCAUAGAGAGAGCUAUAUAUAAGGAGCUGGCAGGUCUCAGAGACACCUUGCUGCCAUGGUGAUAUAAGUCACCCAGGUCAGUUACUGAACCAGGCUCACACUUUCCCAUCAAUAUAAGACACGGGAGAGAAGAGGCUUUGCCCUCCAGCCUUGGAAACAUCUUUGGAUAACCCUGGACAUGCCAUG